Centruroides sculpturatus (bark scorpion) is the source of this 1287-nucleotide messenger RNA. Its product is annotated as inhibitory POU protein-like. Bases 1 to 1287 code for a protein of 428 amino acids. The record is from RefSeq and is a predicted model, not a curated record. Gene Ontology annotation, biological process: regulation of transcription by RNA polymerase II. Lineage: Eukaryota; Metazoa; Arthropoda; Arachnida; Scorpiones; Buthidae. Gene Ontology annotation, molecular function: DNA-binding transcription factor activity, RNA polymerase II-specific; RNA polymerase II cis-regulatory region sequence-specific DNA binding. The transcript has 5 exons.
AUGAGGUCUCUGUGGCAAUCACAGAAUGGAUUACCCUCGGGGUCUUUGGGGAUAAGAAAGAGAACGAGAGAAAGAGAGAAGAAGGAAGAGAAGGAGGGAGGAGGAGGAAGGAGGAAGAGAGAGAGAGAGAGGGAAAAAAAACAUGGUUAUCUGGAUUUAUCUCCGGGUAAUGUUGUAAGUAGGAUUGUAAUUAAGUGGCGGAAGGAUGGAGGAAACGUAGGAAAAGAUGCGAGGGAUCUUCCGGCACGUAAAGAAGUCGAGUCGGCCAUGAAUGGUAAACAGCAUAUGUCUCUUCAUCCUCCCAUCAACACCGCCACCGGGACUUGCUUCCCUGGAAGAUAUUCUCCCACCUACCGCAGUGCGGAUCCUAUGCGGAGACAUUGUAUGGGAAAUCCACCGGGGAACUUAUUUCCGAGUCUCGAUGAUACUUUAAUGGGGAGAGCCGACGGUUUGACAGCUGUCGACAUCAGCAAACACUCACCGAGUGGAGGUGCUACACUUCAUCUAAAACACGAUAUGAUGUACGCUCAUCAUCCAGGAAUGGGAAGUGGACAUCCCACCGCAAAUAGUAGACCACACCAUUCUCAAGUGAGCCAUCCCGGAAUGGACACCAUGGAUCUGUUAGAUCCGUUGUGCCCCUCGUCUCUUCCUCCGCUCACCAUGGCAGCGGAUAACAACUCGAUGAAUCCCCACGGCCAUCCUCAACUGCACAGUUCUAUAUACAGCCACAGCAUGAAUACCAUGAUGAGUUCCCAUCACACUCUCUCCUCUCAUCAUACUUUAGCCAUGCACGACGUCGACACGGAUCCCAGAGAGCUGGAGGCAUUCGCCGAGAGAUUCAAACAGCGUCGUAUCAAACUGGGAGUCACACAGGCGGAUGUGGGGAAGGCACUGGCCAAUCUCAAGCUACCAGGAGUCGGAUCCCUGUCUCAAAGUACAAUUUGCAGGUUCGAAUCGUUGACCCUAUCACACAACAACAUGGUGGCACUCAAACCCAUACUCCAAGCAUGGUUAGAAGCUGCAGAAGCUCAAGCUAGAAACAAGAGAAGAGACCCGGAUAGCCCCAGCGUGCUGCCAACAGGUGAGAAGAAGAGGAAGAGGACAUCGAUAGCGGCACCCGAAAAACGUUCUCUGGAAGCAUAUUUCGCCGUGCAGCCCAGACCCUCCGGUGAAAAGAUAGCGGCCAUUGCCGAAAAAUUAGAUUUGAAGAAGAACGUGGUACGAGUUUGGUUCUGUAACCAGAGACAGAAACAGAAGAGGAUGAAGUACUCGGCCACCACUCAUUAG